Molecule: messenger RNA, 960 nt
Organism: Pelodiscus sinensis (Chinese soft-shelled turtle)
Lineage: Eukaryota; Metazoa; Chordata; Testudines; Trionychidae
Product: olfactory receptor 2AP1-like
Biological process (GO): G protein-coupled receptor signaling pathway
Cellular component (GO): membrane
Molecular function (GO): G protein-coupled receptor activity; olfactory receptor activity
Source: RefSeq, a predicted model, not a curated record
AUGGCAGACGUGGUGCCGAGAAACCAAACCUCCCUCAGCCAGUUCAUCCUCCAGGGAUUUGGGAAGCUCCCCAAAAUCCAGCUCCUUCUCUUCCUGCUGUUCCUAGUGAUCUACCUUGUGACCGUGGCCGGGAACCUCCUCAUGGUGGCCCUGGUGGUGGCUGACCAGCACCUCCACACCCCGAUGUACUUCUUCCUGGGGAACCUGUCCUGCUUGGAGACCUGCUACAGCUCCGCCAUCCUGCCCCGGAUGCUGGCCGGGCUCCUGACGGGGGACAGGACCAUCUCUGUGGGCGGCUGCAUCACCCAAUUUUGCUUUGUUGGCUUCCUUGCCUCCACCGAGUGCUACCUCCUCGCCGUGAUGUCCUACGACCGCUAUCUAGCCAUAUGCAAGCCCCUGCAUUAUGCAACACUCAUGCGUGGCAAUUUCUGCGUCCAGCUGGCAUCUGUGUCUUGGAUAAACGGGCUUCUAGCUACAGUCGUAACCAUGUCUCUUAUGUCGCAAUUAACGUUCUGUGGCCCCAAUGAAAUUGAUCAUUUCUUCUGUGAAUCUACACAGAUGAUAAAUCACUACUGCAAUGACGUUUACCGUAUGGAUCUCGUCAUUACCGUCGUGGCUGCUAUAUUGACCCUACCCCCAUUUGCGUUAACGCUGAUGUCCUACGUGUGCAUCAUCACCACCAUCCUACGUAUCCCAUCCACCACUGGACGGCAAAAGGCCUUCUCCACCUGCUCCUCCCACCUUAUCGUGGUGACCAUCUUCUAUGGCACCCUGAUCGUUGUGUAUCUGCUGCCAAAAUCCAACACCCUCCGGGACCUCAACAAAGUGUUCUCUGUCUGUUACACAAUUCUGACACCGAUGGUCAACCCCUUCAUCUACAGCCUGAGAAACACAGAGGUGAAAGGGGCUCUGAGGAAACUUGUCCAUAAAUACAUGGAUUUGACUAGAAUUCAGAAAUGA